Messenger RNA from Cryptomeria japonica (Japanese cedar), 2835 nucleotides. RefSeq lists its product as uncharacterized. The coding region runs from base 471 to 2336 and encodes 621 amino acids. Lineage: Eukaryota; Viridiplantae; Streptophyta; Pinopsida; Cupressales; Cupressaceae. The transcript is spliced from 4 exons. The record is from RefSeq and is a predicted model, not a curated record.
GUUCGAAAAUCGCUCUCUGUUGAGUUGGGUUAGUCACUGCAGGUCUUGGGAAGUGUGAAAAUGCACACUCUAUCGUACGGCGUAGAUGUGAUCUAAAUUCUUGUGCCGCUUGCAAUUCGUACGAUUAGCGUAACAUGCACGCGAUUUAAUCGUUUCGCUCGCUAGCCUCUGAUUUGUUUUUUGAUUUCCCGAGGUAUAGAGGGCCAGGGAAUGGGAGAACAUGUACAGAUGCUAAAAUUCCUCUGCGAUGAUCUCUGACCCGUCUGUAUCUCUGCCCAAACAAGAAUAAGAGAUUCUGAGCAUUUUGAGCUCCUGAAUGCCUUUUUUGGUGCAAAAAUCAGAAGAAUACUUUGCAUUUUUCUGAAGGGGGGCGGUGAUGGGUUUCAUCCCCUGAGUUCUGUUCUUCAGUCUUAUACAAAACCCGUUUCCACUCUCACCUGGAAUUUUGGUAAGUGGUAGCAGAAACUGUAAUGGAAAAGAAGAAGAAGAGGGACAAGCCUUCAUUGAAUAAUACUACUGAGACUGAGGCUCCAGAUAAUCAGCAAAAAGAAGGAGAGAUCCAAGGUGGAGUAACAGUUGCAAAAAGGUUUUAUAGGGUGGAAAGUCCCAUGCAAGAGAAUGCUACAGGUGUACACCAUCAAAGUCCUCAAAUUUUACAGUGGCCAUACACACCACAGGUCCAAUCAGAGCAAUCCUUGCAAUUCCCUGCUCACUCCUCUCAGGCACAGCAACCUCACCCUCUAGCUCGACAUCAACCUCAGCAUCAACAUCAACAGCAACAGCAAGUCCUUCAUGGACAUCAGGGUGCAUUGCCACAAGGGCAGCCGCAGCUGCAACAACAAGCACAGCCACAGCCACAGCCACAACAGCAAUCAGUACCAUAUUGGCCACUUACAGAAUAUCCAGCAAUAGCACCACCACCGGGCCCAUUCUAUCCUUUUCCUCCAGGAUCCAAUGAGUCCAACUGGCAAACCACUGGAUUUACGGGAGCUCAUCCUGCAAAUGAUCAUGCUGCACCAUAUGGGUACCAAGGUGGCUAUGCUUAUCCUGUAGGAUAUCCAGGACCUUGGGAUCCAGCAGCAUGGUGGGCUCACUCACAUCAUCAGGCUCCAUACCCGUAUCCCUAUCCACCAUUUUCUGGUGGCUAUGGAUAUAUGGCACCCCCAGUCCCUCCUGCAGCAGGGAUUGCUCCAAGUGGAACCUAUCAGAGAGGAAUUAUUAGGCCGCCUACAGGACUUUCCCAGAAGCACCAACGACUUUGGGAAGCACAAUCAAUGGAAAAUGUGCAACUUUGGAGUGCAUUGGCUAGGGCAGAGUCCGAGAUUGCUGCAUAUCGUGGUAGGCUUAUGAAACUGGAGUCGGAUCUUUUUGCAGUGAAAGCACAUCAUGAUGCUGCUGUAGAAGGUUCUCCUGUAGUAAACACUGUUCCACAGAAUGCCAGGAAAGGUAGAAACAAAAGAGCCACUGUUGUGACAACCUCUGCUUUACCUUCAUCUGACAAUGUCCAACCCAGAUCUCGGGGAAGAAAGGUUGCAGCUUAUAAGAUGGUAAUUGAAGAGAAGGAGAAGAAUGAUGGUGAUGAGAAAGAAAGCAAGCUUGAAGAAAAGGAGAAGAUUAAUGCUCCUGUAACAGUGGCCCCCCAAAGCAUUCCUGCCCCUGAAGAGGAGCGAGAGAAGGUCGCACCUGUAUUGAUUAAUGCCAAUGAUUUUGAACUUGAGAAAAAUAAAUCUCGGCUUAGUUCAGAUUUCCCAACUGCAGUGAUAUGCCCCAACCAUGUUUUCUCAAGUGAUACUGAUAAUCUUCAAUAUAACACUAUAAACCAGAUGAGCACUUUCGGAACAUCUCUUCCUCUCACAGGAAGGAAAGAAAAUGGGAAUGAGCAUCCUACAGAGAGAAAAAGUCCUCUCGUAGGAUCUACACAAAAUCUCAAUUUCAUGGAGAGCAAAGCUUCAGAAUCUGGUGAAGAUGGUUCUGCCUCUUACAGAAGUGUAAAUAAUAGGGUCAAUGGAUGGCCAGCUCCUCCUCCUGCUGGUGAUAGUGUGAGAAAUAUGAUGCUUGAGGGCCGAAUGCACACUUUCUAUGACCAUGGAACCACCAUGAGAUCAGAUCAAGUGCGUUCAGGGAAGCUUCUCUCUCCUUGGGGAUAUGUUUGUGAGGAUGCCUCUGAGGAGCAAGAUGAUGUAGUUCCCUCGGGAAAAGAGGAAGAUGAUGAGGAAAUGGACGAGGAUGCUGAUUCGGCACUAGAUGAAGUGAGGAGGCAGAAAGGAGAAAAUAUUCUAAGAUUAGAUUCAACCUCUGGGAUUCCAAAAAGUUUGACUCCAAUGAAUAGAUGGUAGAUUUGUGGAACUUGAUUGCCUCAGUUUUUGACUGUCCUUCCUCAAACCACUUUUUGAUCUGGUACGAAAACCUGUAUUCUUUCAUUCAGUCACCUGCAUGCCUGGACUUCAUCAUUUCUUGGAAUAAUUUCUCAGGAAGUCUGCCUCAAAAUGUUGUAUACGGAAGAUAUAGUUGAUGUACUGUUUAUAAAGUACUCAAGAUAUUACUGACCACAGAUAUUGCUUCUUUGAGGUGGGCAUAGCCUAUUUUGACCUCUUUUGUUAUAGUAAACAUACGAAGUUAACUGCCUUGACUUCUAAUUUGAGGCCCCUUUUGGAAGAUAGGAAGCAGUUGCCGCUGAAGAAUUUAAGUACUAUGGGGGUAAUUCCUUUUUUGCCCUUACCCCUUUAGGUAUUAUUAGCAACACUUGGGGCAAAGUUUUUGUUACUUACUGAUACUGUACAUUUGGAUAACUUAUUAACUAUUUUAUUACUACAAAUCAAUUCAGUUCCUUUUUCA